CAUUAAAAAAAAAGACAAGGUGAAGUCUGCCACAACGUCACGACGACGAACGACAGUCAAACGGUCUCCGUGUGAAAAUUCGUUAAAAAAACCUAAAAUAUUUACAAUUAAAUUGUUUAAAAAAAUGUAUUAAUAUAUCCCAACAAGUGUUUCCUAUCGGAUUAAGUUUUGCAUAUUAAUUUAUAGUGAUAUAUAAAUUUUUGUUCAAUAGAAUGCAAUAUUUUUGUGCUGUACCUGCUUCUCCUGCGGCUCCAUAAAUUCGACCUCUGCACGCAAUUCACAAUUCAAGUCGUCCGUCGAUCAAAAAAAAAAAAAAAAAUCAAACCAUCUCUUCUAAAAUCCAUCUUCAUCUUCUUCACCAUCAUCAUCGUUGUACAAGAAAAAAGGAGAAGCACCACACCAUCAAAAAGCAGCUGCUGUUCUGUCUCUGUAUGUGAUUUAUGUGUGUGACAACGACAACAGUACCAACUACCAACAAGGAAUUCAAGUGUUUUUUUUUUUUUUUUAACUCAACUCACCGAAGAAGAUGUGAAAAAAAGUGCAAAAAAUGAAAUGAAUUUUCUCAAAAAUUUUAUGUGAAUUAUUGUUGUAAAAGUUUUUAGAAAUAUUUGUAAUAAAUUUUCCUGUUUGGUGCGUUUCCCAAAAAAAAAAUAGAAAAAACGGAAAAAACCAAAGUGUACUCUCUCAUUCUUGUCUUUUCAAUGUAAAAAAAGCGAAACAAAACGAAUACAAAAAAAUAAUUUUUCAGGUGUAUUUGUGGUGCCCAAUCGUGCGUGUUUGUGUGUAUGUGUGUGUGUGUAAUGAGAUGUAAUUCGUUUUGUUGGUCGUCUUUCGGAAUUGCCCUGAAUUUUCCGCGAAUGAAGAAAAAUCAUUUGGGCCCCGACGAGAUUUACCACUUCAUAUAAAUAUUGAAAACCGCCAAUGAGUCGACGACAGUCCUUGGAUCGACCAGGAAUACUGUCUCCUCCGGGUCCGUUUUUAACACCCAGUCCAUCGCCUUCUGUCUCAGCCAGUCCACGCUUGCAGCCAUCACCGUCGAUAUCACCAUUCCCUCAAGAUGUGUUAUUGGUAACUGGCAAUACAAUUACCAACACGACUCAGGAGCAGGAACGCAAGGCGGCGACGCCUGGCAGACGUCAAUCAAUCCACCAAUAUACAACUGGUAGCCCAAAUGCUGGCACAGUGGUAUUCCAACCAAGUCCCUCGCAAUCACCAGCGGCUGCAACAACAGUCAUUGGUGUUACGGGCAAUGAAUUCAAUACAACUCUUGUUGGAUCCAAUAACAUUUCAUUAAAUAAGAAAGCUAAUAAACGUACAUCACAAGGAUUCACUGGCUAUGGGGGGCAGACACAAGCAAUUAAUACAUCCAAUUCGUUUGCGACAGCAAAUGUGGCUAGUAGCCCAAAAGGGCAAACGAAAAAAGCCACAAACGUGCCCACAUCGAUAAUUCACAAUAAUAAUAGCAGUAAUUUAAAUAAUAGUCACCAACAACAACAGCAGCAUCAAAUACAUCAUAACAAUCAACAUCAUCAAAACCAUCCACAUCCCGGCAGUAGUCCUUUGACAUCGGAAAGUCCGAUAGCCAGUCCGAUUGGUAAUAAUAGUGGCAUUAAACCACCCACCCCACAACCACCUCCGCCACAAAUGUUGCAACAAUUUCCGAUGGUCGGCGCUGCUGGCAAUCAAAUAUUUCAAUUCAUUCAAUCACCCCAAUUGAUUGCCACAACACAGCAGCAACUGAUCGCACAACAAAAUAGUCAACAGCAACACCACAGGGGCACCGCCACAGUUCAAACGCACCACCACCAUCAAAAUGCUGUCAAUCAACAGCAGCAGCAACAGUUGCAACAGCAACUGCAGCAACAACUCAAUUUGGCUACAUCGAUGGCCCAGAGUUCGCAUCUGGCAAAUGUCACCUCGUCGACUGGUGCUGGUGGAGUCCUGCAUGCAGUGGCCCACCAAACAACAACCAAAUCAGCAAAAGCCCCACAACAGAUUCUACCUAAACCUCAAUCGGCGACCAAUGAUAAUAAACUUAUAAAAGGUCAGAUCUCACAGUCACCUCAGCUUCAGCAACAGCAGCAGCAACAACAACAACAACAACAGCAGCAGCAUAAUGCGGUAAAUAAUGCGAAUGCGACGGCGCAGUCGUCAACGCAGCAACAAAUAAUUCUACCCACGGGGAAUCUCAACACUCAGCCUCUUUUGCUCAAUCAAAUGCCAGUUUUAGUUCAACAAAACACCCCACAGGGUGUUCAACUUAUACUUCGGCCGCCAACUCCACAGUUGGCGACACCUUCUCUGGUCAUUCACAAUACCCGCCCACAAUUGCAGCAGCAACAGCCGCAACAACUCCUAAGAAUCCUGAACACCAAUGGUGCUAUGCAGUUGGCAACGACACCGACAUUCAUUGUUUCAUCGCAGGCAAAUCUCAUUCAGCAAACGGCUAAUCUGCAAACCAUCAAGACCAAUUCCAAUCAGCCAGCUAUAACGCAACUGACUGGUCUGCAUGCAGCUCUAGCCUCCGCGUCAGCGGCACCUCGAUCUCAGCAAUUCAUUAACAGUCACAUUCUCGGUCAAAGUGUGGCAGCGCAGCUGCAGAAUCUUCAACUUAACGGCAACCACCUCGCUCAAAUUCAAAUGCCAAAUGGUCUCAAUGGUCAGAUACUCUCGCAGUUGCCUACCCAAUUCCAGCAGAGUCUAGCCAGUUUCGGACAGCUCAAUCAGAAUAUCAAUCUUAAUCAAUUGAAUAGCACAAAUAUUCAGCAGAUUGCUGCUGCAGCUGCGGCAGCAGGAGCAGCCUUUCAAUCUCCUCCGCCGCAACAUGUGGGCGAUUUGCAGAUGUCGGCAACGGGAACUGUCAUACCCUCGCAAAAUAUACAAUUCUCGAGUAUAGCAUCGCCAGCGGUAACUCCUCAGCCGCAGUUGUUGCCAUCGGUAACGCCCGAACCAGCGCGCAAUCCUACCCCAGUGACGCUGCAAAAUGUGAUGUCCAGUCCGCAACAUGUGAAUAAUAUUAUCGCAAAUGUUGCUGGUGGUGCUCAACAACAAGUACAAACGAAGCCGCAUGAGAUUCCCAUUCACGAGACCAAGGUUCGAAAAACUAAACCAAGAAAGAAAAAGAAUCAAGUCCAACAGCAACAACAACAACCAACACCAGUGUCCACAACUACUUCCAUCGCAAUGAUGGCCUCCUCAUCAACAACGACAACAACGACGACUAUGCCUCAAAACAACAACAACCUAAACGAUGCAACGAGUAGGAAUUCAGCGCUCUCGAACAACUCCAACAACACAGAAGCAUCUCCAGCCCCAGCAGUAACACGUCAAAAACUCGAUCUCGGUAAUGUUAUGAAACUGUGCGGCAUAAUGGAGGAUGAUGAUGAUUUCAUGGAGUGUGAUGAUCCACCGGCGCCGGCUCCACCACCACCACCACCACCUCAACAACAACAAGAGGAACCAAAAAUAUCAACACCACCACAACAACAACAAACCAACGAUAUAAUGAUAUCGAUUCCUGGUCAAAACAACGAUGUUCCCUUUACUUUCUCAAUUCCUGCUUCACAGCAGCAACAACAGCAUAAUAAUGCGUCAAAACCUCAAGCUGAAUUACGCUUGCAAGCUGGCAAUCUAGUCGAUGUAAAUGGCAUAGAACCAGGACAGAAUAUUCUGAUUAAAAUCGAUCAGAAUGAUUCAUCCCAACCGUAUACUAUAUCAAUUCCAAGACUACCCACCGCAGAAGAGAUUCAGCAACAACAGCAGCAACAACAACAAAUGCAGCCCCAAAUCCAUCUUACCACACAACAAGGUCAAAAAACUAUGUCAGCAAAUCAGGGGAUCACGUAUAGCUUUGCUCCGGCACUGACAAACUCCUCAAUGACCACUGCCACUUGUGGUACUAAUUCUGGCCCAACUGUUGUAACAUCCAAUCAACAAAUGAAUCCUAUUUUGAGAAAUACUGGCACAAUUCAGUCACGCAUAAAUGAGAUUCAAAAUCAAUUGAUUGCUGUGAGUGGAGUUAAUGUUCAACAACAACAUCAGCAACAGCAGCUGCAACAGCUUCAACAACAACAGCUGCAACCACAACAGCAGCAACAACAACCACAGCAACAAACCCAACAACAACAACCACAACAGCAGCAACAACAUCACCAGAAUCCAGUAAGCAAUGUAACAACAACAACGGCAACAACAUCUGUGACAUCGACAACGACCACUCCAACUGUGACAACAACGGCGACAGUCAAACCUCGCCGCAAACCGGCAGUUCGCCGAAAUGGCAAAAAAGUUGAAGCUGCUUUAGCAGCUGCCAAUGCAGCAGCAGCGGCCGUAGCAGCAGCGGCGGCAUCAUCCGCAAGUGCACAUACAACAACGACAACAACAACUGUAUCAGCACAAAAUACCACCAAUAAUAACCAGAGUAUAAUGUCCGUAGGUCAAGUUCCUAGCCAAAUCGGCAAUAUUCAAAUAUCACAGGUUGAUACAACAAAAUCAAUAGGUCAAAAUCAGCCUCCAGUUGCCGGGACAGUUGAGAAUAAGAUACAAAUAAUGCCAAUUCUCGACAAUGCUGGCGUUAAAAUAGGGAGCCACAGUCAGUCCACACAACAAACACAGCCAAAUCACAAUCAUCACCCACCGCAACAGCAACAACAACAACAGCAACAACAAAUUGUGUUCAAUCAACAGCAGCAACAACAAAUCCAACAGCAGGUACAACAACAUCAGCAACAACAGCAACAAGAAGCCAGUGCCAAAGCAUUAGCAGAUGCAACAGCAAAUGCAACUACCAGACAACAACAAACAAUGCCACAAGUUCCACAAAUUCAAGGCAAUGUAUCAACAGCUAUUUCGGCCUUAAUUCCACAACUAACUGGAAGUCUAAGUCUUGCUUUUACCGAGCAUUGCGAACGUCUUCUCUUGCGGCAUGACCCCAAUUCGCCGCAAGAUCAGCAAUCGCAAUGGAUUCUCCAAGCUCUGUUGAAGGGAGCUCUACCAAAUCUGACAAUAAUAAACGAACCAUCGGGUGUUGGUGGUAAUACUCUGGAGAAAAAUAAAAUGACUCCAUUUGUUAUGGCUGGAAAUCCAUCCAUAAAACAGAAUAACAAUCAACAAAUGGCUACAGGAACAGUGACUAAAACUAAAUCUGGUGGUAUGCAAUUGCAGAUAAAUAUUCAGCAGCAGCAACAACAACAGCAACAGCAAACAACAGCACAAACGGUUGAACAACCAAAGAAAGGCUCUGAAAGUAAGGCGAACAAUAAAAACUCUCAGCAAAAGAAUCAACAGCAACAACAUGUUCAAAAUUCAUCGAUUCAGCAACAAAAUCUGCAACAACAGCAGCAACAACAACAACAGCAGCAACAAAAUCAGCAACAACAACAACAACAGCAGCAACAACAACAAAAUCAACUACAACAACAGAAACAAAAUUCAUUCAUGGUCAAUCAAAAUAACCAAAAGUUUGUUGCUCUGCCCAAAGUGGAAUCCAAUCAACAGCUUUUUUGCCUCAACACCAUCAGUAAUCAAAUUACUCAAAUCAAUCCUGGCCAAACAACAGCCUCCCUUGGUCCCAUGGAAAGGUUAAUUAUAGCUCCGGCGGGUAUAAAUGCUCAACAACUGGCCCAGUGCCUAUCCCAAGGUCAGAUUCACUUUGACAACGAUAAUCAAAAUCAAAAUAGUAGCACAACCCAACAACAACAACAAACGACAUCAACAACACCUGUCGCUUCAACUGCUCCAGUGCCGCGCAUUCAGCAGCAACAAAUUGUCCACCCGCAGCAACAUCAACCAAUACAGCCUUUACAACAACCAACUCAAGCACCGCCUGCUAAACAAGUCGCAAAUGUCGCCCCAAUAAUCGAUCAGAGUAAGGCAAAAAUGGAACCAAAACCGAAGAAGGCAAAGCCACGUAAACCAAAGAUCUGCCUUGAGCCGAAUAAUGCACCACCGAAGAAUGCUGUCAAGCCGAUGCCCAAAGUGGAUUUAUCCGUCAAACCAAAUACAAAUCCUGUGCAGAUAGUCCAGCCAAAUAUUGCCAAAACAACAAUGAUUCAUCCAUUUCAGAGCCAGUCGUCGACGGGCACAAAGUUAAUUGGUGUAACAGCGCCAAUGCAACAACAUCGUAAUAACAAUAGUGUCAAUCUAAAUAACUCAACAAACCAGUGCAAUAGUAACUCAAACAGUAAUAAUUUAACCAGUAACAGUAUCAGCAGUAGUAAUAAUGAUAGCAAUAUUAGUAAUUUAAACUUAAUGAAUCAGGGCCCAGCUACAGCAUCACAGCCACAACAACAACAACAGCAUCUCCCAAAUCAACAGCAUCUUCAGCAAGCACCAUCAUUGGCUGGAACAAAUUCUGCAACGAAUCAAAUCCAAAAUAAUGCACAAGCUAUGCCAAUUGGCAAUACAGUUGGACAAAAUCAUCAAAUGCAACAAACACAAAUGCAACCGCAGUUGCAGAUGCAACAACAACAGCAGCAGCAACAACAGUCACAGCAAACAACUACGGUAUCGCGGGUUCAAACAAUUCAGCUUACACCGGAACAACAACAAUUGCUGAAAACCGUACAAAUGCAUAUUCAGCAGUUGUCAGCAAAAAUGCAAAACAAAUCUUUGCUCUCAACUUUGAAUAUACCAACUGAUUUGGAUACGCACAAUCCGAUCUAUAGCAAACCACUGCCUUCUUUGAAUAACUUGCAAAAUAUGAGCGAUGCUGACAUCUAUACUGCUUUGCAGGGUCUGUUUAUUGAACAGCAAAGAAUUCUGGCGUCGGGAAAGCUAAUUCCGACACCGGGAAACUUUGUGCCAGGUCAGAAUGGUAGCUUUGCAUUGAUUCAGCAACCAACGUUUUCUAUUCAGCCACCACAACAACAACAGCAGCCGCAGCAACAAAUUCAACAACAACCACCACCGUUGACUCCACUUCCAGUUGUAUCGGAAUCACAAAAAAGUGCGGGAAACUUUGAUAACAAAGUAUCCCCGCCAAAUUCAACGGCUCCUCAUAACAUUGGGAUAGUCCGUUCGGAAGGACAAACUAUACCAGCGAAUAUUGUUCAGCCAAAUAAUCACAACACAACUGUGACGACUCCCUCACCGUCAUCAUCGAAUUCCUCUUCUACUCAAAGGAUUCACAUCUAUCCUAUGCAACAUCAUCAACAACAACAACAGCAGCAACAGCAGAAUAAACAAACUCAACAUAAACAACUUAUUCAGCAAAAGCAACAAAUAAGCAUACAAACGCAACAUCAACAAAAACAGCAACAACAUGUGAUAUCGAUAUCAAAAGAUGGCAAACACACAAUAACUAUUCCACAUCCACAACAACAGCAGCAACAACAACAACAGCAACAACAACAACAGCAACAAAUCACACAACAACAAUUCAUACAAAUAACAAAGCAGACCCAUCCACAAGCGAGUGUUAUUCAGCAGCAUAUCAGCCAAGCCAAUGAAAUGCCAAAAACUGUAACUACAGCAACAUCGACUACAGUACAAAUGAAUUCAGUGGUUAGUACCAAAAUGGAGACUGAUUUGAAAACAACUAUUAUUCCGCUGAAUCAGCAACAGAAGCAACAACAUCUUCAGCAGCAGCAACAGCAACAACAACAACAGCAAUUCCAAAAUCAACUCCAACCUCAGCAGCAGCAGCAACAACAACAACAACAACAUCCACAGCAACAACAACAGCAACAAAGUUGUAGCUUAAUUCCAUUGGCUCAAAGUGUUACAGUCGCGCCGCCAUCAGUCUCGUCGACAACAACAUCUACCACAACCACAGCCAUUUCAUGUGCGAGUACGGUACCAAUAGAGAGUCCCAAACCGAAAGUUGCCCGACUAUCUUUGUUCAUUCGUCAAUUGGAAGUUGAUCAGCAUGGAUGCUUAAAUCCUGAUUACGUCAAUCCAUUUCAGAGUAAAGAAGAAGCUGUAAAACGGCUGGUUAGAUACCAUUGUAUGUAUGAGAAUGACGAAGAAAUACCUAGUGAAGAGGAAAUAGAGUUUGAAAAUACAGCGCUGCAUUUGGAAGAUAAAUUCAAUGAUAUUGCUGCAAAAUAUAAAAAACUACUUGUGUUUGAUUCAAUGCGUCAUCAUAGUACCUCUGAGAUGUGCCAAAUUAAUCAUUUACUUGUUAAGGAUCUACAACAAGAGUUGCUCGAUAUGCGUGCCGAAGCGUUUCCCCAAAAUCAACAUAAUCCAUUCACACACAGUAAUAGUGUUAUAUCGAAUCCCCUUAGUGCUGUUAGCAGUUUCAAACCAAUCAAACGUGAAUUUGACAACCAAUCAAACGAUUCUAGUCGUUCCACUCCCAUCCAGCAUCAACAACAACAACAAUCACAUCACAACACUUCACAAUGGAAACAUCACUUCGAACUUAUCAGCAGCAAUAGUAGCUGCAGCAGUAAUAGUCAAAUUAAAAACGAAGUCAAAUCAGAACCAUCUGAGUUUGGUGAUGGAUCUAAACUUAAUUUCCAACGUCGGCUAACACCAGUGCCGAACAACUGUGCUAAUAACAGUUUGCAAUCGUCCUUCCUCAAACAAUAUUCCAAUAUGAACAUAAUUAAAAAGGACGAAAAGGAUCAGGUAUUUUAUCCUUGCAGCAAAAUGUCUGCCGCAUCGGUUACCCCCCAUUUCAAUGGAAUCAAAAAGGACAUUGAUGAUGUCAAGAAAGAGUUUAUCGAAAACUUUGACAUUGAAUCCGAAAUAACACCGAGUUUCAUUAUGAAAAAGGGUCACCAUGCCAUGCAGCCACAACAACAUCAGCCGCAUCAGCAACAACAAAUUACAAAUCAAACACUGCAAAUCCAAAAUAUCCAUACAAAUGUUCUAUCUUCAUCAUCAUCAUCGUGUGCCUUUAACAAUCUUAAAUCCAAUAGUCGUGCAGCAGAAAUUCCCCUAAGUGACCUGCGAUCUGACUUUCAAGUUAACUGCUUUCCAGCUACCACAACUGGAAAUUCUGAUAAUAGUUCGUUCAACAAUGGCGGCGCCAGUACACCAUUUGAACCGGACAAAAAGCAAGAAUCCUGUGAUGAAUGGUUGUGCAUCCAAAAGGAAUUAAAUUUAAUUACCGAAAAGAAAUCUGAACAACAGCGUCAAGCUGCUCGUGCAGAAAGUUCAUCCACUCAGCUGGCUGAUAUCUUUGAGAAUGCCACAAGUCCCAAGGAUUUGUCGGAGCUCUUCGAGAAUGGUAAAGACCAGCACGAGACUGCCCAUACCAUUGAACACCUAUCGGAAUUCUUCAAUCCCGAGUCUGUGGGUAGUAAAUCAGUGGAGAAUCGCUUGGAAGCGAUGUUUGGCGAAUCUCCUGUUGUAGACAAAGCUGAGACAACACAAGAUAUGGUCGAAUCUGGCCUUGAAGAGUUAUUUAGCGAAUCACAAUCUCCGGCAGCUGCCAGCAAUUGUAAUGUCAUCCACACUCCUCAAAACUUCAAUCCAGUAACAGUCGUAGGAAGUGAGAGUUCCUCAGGCGUCCCAUCGGAUAAAACUCGUUCUUGGACUGGUGACUUGAUUGUACCGACUGCCAGCUCUUCUCCAUAUCUUCAAGGAGCUGCCCCACGACGGGCACAACAACAGCCGAGCUCGUGCAAUUUUGUCGAACAGCAACAGACACAUCAGAUUCAAUUGUCUAACAAUCCGCAAUGGAUGCAAACCAUGGAAGCCCAAUUCCAUGAGUUCAUGUCCACUUCAGGACAGGAUCAGCACGGCAUGAUUAAUGGAAGUACCGAUUCAACAGAUGGACGCAAGCGUCAAUGGAACGGUGACAUACUUGAUCAAGCUCAUCAGGAAUUGAAGAAAAUGUGCUUCACUGUUGGAUCAAAAUCGGAUGACGCACAAUUAGUAGAUCCAGAUUUACUCAGUUUACACGACCCCACCGGUGAAUUGAUUCGACAUGCUGUCAGCAUGCAGCAUAAUUCUGCGUUGAAUGUGGAGAACGGCCCUGGUGGCUUUCAGCAAAUGCUUAAUCUUCACCAACAUCAACAACAACAACAACAUGUGCAGUUUCAGCGCCAUCAUCUACAGCAAAUGCAUCACUCGCAAAUGCAUGGAGUUGGUCUGCUGGACGCCAUGGGCAUGGGUGUUGCUGGUCAAGCCAAUCUUAGUGGAGGUAGUAGUGGAAGUUUAUCAUCGAAUUUCGAUGAUGAUAUUAGUCGUCAUGUUCAAAAUGCCAUCGAUAGUAUAUUGAAUCUGCAAAACAGUGAAGGAGACUCGCUAACUUUCUCAUUAGAUCAUUCGAUGGGAUCGUUUCUUAGCGAAAGUAUGCUUGAACACAGUCAACAUCAUCAAAGUUCAGGAGCUAUUAGUUCACAUUGUGCUUUAGCAGAUGGUGGUGUUCAAGAUCCAACUGAUUGUAUGAUCAGUGGCGGAGGACCAAAUGCUACUGGAGAUAAUAGCAAUAUGAUGGUUGAUUCGCCAACAUCAUCGGUUAUGUCUAAUUCCACUAAUGGUGGAAGUGGUGGCAGAACUGAUGUUGGAACAACGGGGAGCAAUGUUGACGAGGUUACAGAUUUUAGCUGCGUAGCAGGUAUGGACGAUGCUGUAAAGUCGAUUAUGACAUCUUGACAGAUGUCUGCUGCCAAUGUGAUAAUGGAAUUUAAUGCUGCUGCACUUUGAAAAUGAGAGAGCCUUAUUACAAAAGGGUAUAACAAAUGGGUUGUUUCUAAUAUAUAAAUUGUAAAUUUUUAUUUUCUAAGUUAAAAAAUUUUUUUUUUUGUUUCUAAAUAUAUGUAGGUGUCCUUUAGGUGUCUCGUGUUAUAAUAAAACCAAAACAAAAAAGUUUCGAAUUAACUUUA
Episyrphus balteatus (marmalade hoverfly) is the source of this 10781-nucleotide messenger RNA. RefSeq lists its product as uncharacterized. Bases 922 to 10551 code for a protein of 3209 amino acids. The record is from RefSeq and is a predicted model, not a curated record. The transcript is spliced from 8 exons. Gene Ontology annotation, biological process: positive regulation of DNA-templated transcription. Gene Ontology annotation, cellular component: SWI/SNF complex. Lineage: Eukaryota; Metazoa; Arthropoda; Insecta; Diptera; Syrphidae.